This is a messenger RNA of Trichechus manatus latirostris (Florida manatee), 519 nucleotides long. Its product is annotated as olfactory receptor 150-like. NCBI's taxonomy places the organism in Eukaryota, Metazoa, Chordata, Mammalia, Sirenia, Trichechidae. The record is from RefSeq and is a predicted model, not a curated record. The transcript is spliced from 2 exons. Bases 1 to 519 code for a protein of 172 amino acids. Gene Ontology annotation, cellular component: membrane. Gene Ontology annotation, molecular function: odorant binding; olfactory receptor activity. Gene Ontology annotation, biological process: G protein-coupled receptor signaling pathway; sensory perception of smell.
AUGCUUGAGGUAUAUAUGAUGGGCUUGAUUGGUGCCACAGUUCACACAGGUUGCAUGCUAAGAGUGGUUUUCUGUAAGGAUAAAAUAAUCAACCAUUACUUCUGUGAUCUUCUUCCACUACUGGAGCUCUCCUGCUCCAGCACUUAUAUCAGUGAGCUGGUACUUUUGUGCCUCAGUGCAGUUAAUAUUAUUGCACCAACCUUGGCGAUUCUUGGCUCCUAUGCCUCCAUCAUUGCCAGCAUUUUGCAAAUCCGCUCCACUGAGGGCAGGUCCAAAGCCUUCAGCACAUGCAGCUCCCAUAUCUUGGCUGUGACAAUCUUCUAUGGCUCUCUAACAUUCAUGUACCUGCAGCCAGCAAAUGUCAGCUCCAUGGACCAGGGAAACGUGUCUUCUGUGUUUUAUACCAUUAUUGUACCAAUGCUGAACCCCUUGAUCUACAGCCUGAGGAAUAAGGAUGUCAAAGUUGCUCUAAAUAAAAUCAUUGAGAAAAGGCUAUUUUGCAUUAGCAAAGAUUUAUAA